AUGGUGACAAGGUGCGCUGACGCGAUCUUCAACUUACACUGGCUUGACAUCCCAUCCCCCUGCACACGUAAUGCGCUUCACCAAAGCGCCCCGAUCAUCUUCUCCGCCAUCGACGAGCCAGGAUCCGGUCACGACGGUGUCUUCCACGCGAGCGCCUUUCUGAACGAGAUUGUCCAUCGCGGCGGCGAGUUGGCCACACACGUCCUCGAGUGUGAUGGUAUGUUCGGGUGCCCAAUAGGUGAGCCUCUUCUCCUGGGUCCAGUACCACUCGUGCGACUUGCAGACGAGGUAGGGCUGCAGCGAGGUCAAGCGCACGGGGAAAUGGUCGAGCGUGCGCUUCUGCUUGCACUGCGAGCACCGACUCAAUUCUUGAUGCGACGCAUCGUCACUGAUAGAGGACGCGUUUGA
Microbotryum saponariae is the source of this 408-nucleotide messenger RNA. The record is from the annotation of a GenBank genome assembly. Lineage: Eukaryota; Fungi; Basidiomycota; Microbotryomycetes; Microbotryales; Microbotryaceae.